This is a messenger RNA of Macrobrachium nipponense, 1970 nucleotides long. Its product is annotated as arrestin homolog. Lineage: Eukaryota; Metazoa; Arthropoda; Malacostraca; Decapoda; Palaemonidae. Gene Ontology annotation, biological process: signal transduction; G protein-coupled receptor internalization. The record is from RefSeq and is a predicted model, not a curated record. Gene Ontology annotation, cellular component: cytoplasm. The coding region runs from base 85 to 1236 and encodes 383 amino acids. Gene Ontology annotation, molecular function: G protein-coupled receptor binding. The transcript is spliced from 7 exons.
AAUCCCGCUGUUGUUUCUUAGCGAACUUACAAAGCGCUUCUUCUCGCAGCUUUUCUCGUAAGAGAAAUCCUCAAGUCAACUUCGAUGGUGAACGCCGUGAAAGUCUUCAAGAAAACCGCCCCUAAUGGUAAGAUCACUGUGUAUCUAGGCCGUCGAGACUUUGUCGACAAUACCAUCUCAACUGAACCUGUAGAUGGCGUCGUAAUCUGCGACAAUGACUACCUGCGUGGUCGCAGAGUCUACGCCACCGUCUCGGUCACGUACCGAUUCGGUCGCGAGGAAGAUGAGGUCAUGGGCCUCAACUUCAGCAAGCAGCUGACCAUCCUGAGUCAGCAGAUCUACCCUAGCACCAACAAUGUCGAGAACACCCCCGUCCAGGAAAGGCUCAUCAAGAAGUUGGGAGCCAAUGCCUAUCCCUUCUCCAUCACCGUCCCCGAGACUUCUCCCACCUCCGUCCAGCUUCACUCUGGCGAGGAGGAGAGCGCCAAGCCUCUUGGUGUCAUCUACGAUCUGACCGUCUACGUCGGUGAGAGCUCUGAGGAGCGCCCCCACAGGCGCAACUCUGUGAACCUCGCCGUCAGGAAGAUCCAGUAUGCUCCUCCAGGUGGCAGCAAGCGCCAGCCCAGCACCCUCGUGUCCAAGGGCUUCGCUCUGUCCUCUGGCAAGAUCAACAUGGAGCUCACCCUCGACAAGGAGCUGUUCUACCACGGUGAAGCCGUCAAGGUCAACGUGAGCAUCAACAACGGUAGCAAGAAGACCGUUAAGAACAUCAAGUGCGCCGUCAUCCAGCACGUUGAACUGACCAUGACCAACAACCAGUUCACCCGUGAGAUUGCCAGCUUGGAAUCCAAGGAAGGAUGCCCCAUCACUCCUGGAACCAACCUCCAGAAGGGCUUUACUCUUACCCCUCUUGCUUCUUCCAACAAGAACAAGUACGGUAUUGCCCUUGAUGGCAAGCUCAAGGACACUGAUGCCAACUUGGCUUCCUCCACCCUGGUCAGCGAGGGCAAGUGUGCCAAUGAUGCCAACGGUAUCGUUGUCUCCUACUCCCUCCGCGUCAAGCUUAACUGUGGUGCCAUUGGUGGCGAACUGGUCGGUGACCUGCCCUUCAAGCUGGUCCACCCAUCCCCUGGAACUGUCUCCAAGGAGCCCUCUGCUGGUUACACCGGCGGUGACGACCUCGAAUUCGAGGACUUCGCCCGCCUUCGUCGUGGCCAGAGCGUCGACCAGAACUAAACCGAUGACCAACGAACAGCUUCUCCUACUUUUCCUCCUCCCCCUCCUCCAUCUCCCCUUCCUCCUCCCCUUCCCUCAUAGGGGGGUGGGGGCUGGUUGGGGAUACGGAGGGCGGGAGGAGCCCCCUGGACGAAUCUUCCCCCUACCCUUCUCGACAGCGAUUCACCAUGCGAACGAACGACACGACGGGAUUUUUCGAAACGAGCUGACGGCGCUACUGCAGCGACCGUCCACUGUUAUUUCAUUUGUCUGGUUUCUUUUCCGUUUUAGUUUUAUGCCCACUGCGCUCCUCUCUCUCUCGGUAACGCGGUCACCUGCGUCCAAGAAGGAAAUAAAGUGAAAGUUUCUCCUGGCGAGAAUCUUGCCAGCCUCUUUUCAAGAUGGCUGUGGGUGUUUUUGGCUUUGUAUCAAAUCUCGGCCUGAGCACGAUUUGGGAGAGCAGUGCUUUGUUGUUAUCUUAGGUUUCUGUGUCUUUUAAAAGAUUAGUUUUAUUUUUGUGCGUUGUUCUCUUUUCUUUCGAUUGAUUUACUGUUUGUAGGUUGAGAUUAAGAAGCAUUUCUUUAUUUUUCUACUUUAUUCUUCGUUUCUAUCUUUCUUUGUUUUCUUUAGGUUUCGUUUUAUUUUCUUUGAUAGAGUUUCUUCUUAUUUAGUUCAAUAUUUUUUUCUGUGGAUAAAUCACCUACUGAUAAGUUCAAUUGGCUGCCUUUUUCAGUUAAAAUAUAUAAAAAAAAAUA